Parascedosporium putredinis is the source of this 1359-nucleotide messenger RNA. Lineage: Eukaryota; Fungi; Ascomycota; Sordariomycetes; Microascales; Microascaceae. The record is from the annotation of a GenBank genome assembly.
AUGUCGGACUCGGAGAAGAACGCCUCGCUCCAGCAGGCUGAAAACACCGUGGAGAAGCCCACCGCUGCCAACAUUGACACGGUCCACCAUGAUGAGGCUCUCAAGGUCCUCGAGACCUAUUCUGGUGACAAGGACUGGUCUCCCGAGGAGGAGAAGAAGUUGUCCCGCAAGAUUGAUUGGAGGCUCAUGCCCGUUCUUUGCAUGACCUACGGUCUUCAGUACUACGACAAGGCCAUGUUGUCUCAGGCUGCUCUCUUCGGCCUCCGCGAGGAUCUCGGCCUCCUCAUCGGCGACCGCUACUCGUGGUCCGCCUCCAUCUUCUAUCUCGGUUUCAUCCUCGGUGCCUAUCCCAUCAUGGUCUUUGCCCAGCGCUUCCCCAUCGAGCGUGUCGCCUCCUUCACCGUCACCGUCUGGGGCAUCACCCUCAUCCUCACCACCAUCUGCAAGAACUACCAGGGAAUCUACGCCCAGCGCUUCAUGCUCGGCCUUCUCGAGAGCGGUAUCAGCCCCAUGUUUAUGCUCAUCGUCGGUUCCUUCUACAAGAAGAAUGAGCAGGCUAUGCGUAUGGGUAUCUGGUACUGCUGCACGGGUUACGUGUCCAUCUUCUCGCCCCUCAUCAACUACGCGUUCGGCCUCGUCAACGGCGGCGUCUCCUCGUGGAGGUACAUGUACUACUUCGCCGGCGGCCUCACCAUCGGCUUCACCGAGCGCGAGCGCUACAUCAUGGUCGCCCGUCUCCGCACCAACAACUCGGGUGUCCGCAACAAGCACUGGAAGGGCGCCCAGAUCAAGGAGCUCUGCCUCGACAUCAAGUUCUGGGUCGUCUUCUUCAUCGCCUUCCUCUCCAUGAUUGCCAACGGCCCCAUCUCCACCUUUGCGCCCCUCAUCAUCCGCGGCAUGGGCUUCAGCGGUCUCAAGUCUCUCCUUCUCUUCAUGCCCGCCGGUGCCUACGCCGGUACCCUCCAGCUCAUCUUCCCCUUCAUCGCCUACAAGUAUCCCAACAGCCGUGCUUACCUCGUCAUGAUUGCCCAGGCCGGAACCACCCUCGCCGCUCUCUUGCUCUGGAAGCUCCCCAUGGGCGCCACCGGCGGUCUCCUCUUCGCCAUCUACAUUCUCCCCACCAUCGGUGCUGGUUAUGCCGUCCUCAUGGGUCUGCAGAUUGCCAACACCGCCGGGUACACCAAGAGGUCCAUCGCCUCCUCCGGUCUCUACAUCGGUUACUGCUUGGGUAACUUUGUUGGCCCCUGGUCUUCAAGCCCGCCGACGCUCCUCGAUAUGCCCCUGGCUUUAUCGUCGUCGUCGUCACCUCUAUCGUUGCCGGCAUUCUCGCUGGUGUCUACCGUAUCCUUUGCGUCAUGA